GUCUUGUUUUAUUAAAAAUAAAAUUAUCUUCUUGUCUUAAGUCAAUAACAUUUCUUGUUUAUAUAUAAAAGUGGCUCGAUAUUGACUAAAUAUAAUAUCACUAGUAUAUUAUGUAGAGUGGAUUUUUUUUUGUUAACUGAUACGCGACGCCAUUAUUUUCCGGCAUCUCGACGUCGUCGACGUCCAAAGAUCAGUCGCCGGACAUCGAUUCGUGCCUCCUUGCAGUUUAAUUUUCAACUACUGGAUUCUUGACUUGUCAAAAAGGAUUAUUUUAUCAAUGGAUUUAAUUGUAAACAUUGAUUCUCGAUGUCAAACGUACUUGUGAUGUUUGUUGCACCGGAAUAAAUAUCCAGGCAACAAAAUGAGUCGUCCAAAAGAAAAAGUUACCAACAUAUUUCGCAAAAUUUUCAAAUCAUCCGCAAAAGAAGGCGAGGGUCCCAGUAAACCUAGUACGUCAGGUACUGGUUCUCCAGCUCGACGUCUCUUACGGGGCUGUCGAGAUAGCGUAGCCCCCGCCGAUAGCUCACAAAGUAGCCCAGCUUUCACCUCCAAAACCAAAAAAGAUGAAAACCACGCCAAGACAGUCCGAGCAAAAAGACUGAUGAAAGAAUUAAGAGAUCUCCAAAGGUUCCAAAAUUCCAAACCGGAUCCAGUGUUUACCGUUGAAUUAGUAGAAGAUAACUUGUUUGAGUGGCACGUGAAACUGUACAAAAUAGACAAUGAUAGUGAACUAGGCAACGAUAUGCAUGAGCUGGGAGUAACGUACAUCCUUCUUCAUCUAGUGUUUCCUGAAAAUUUCCCAUUUGCUCCGCCAUUUAUGCGCGUUAUCUCACCGAGGAUAGAAAAAGGUUUUGUAAUGGAAGGAGGAGCUAUUUGUAUGGAACUCCUAACUCCUAGGGGUUGGGCGAGCGCUUACACAGUAGAAGCUGUUAUAAUGCAAUUUGCAGCUAGUGUGGUUAAAGGACAAGGACGAAUACAAAGAAAAAAUAAAGGCCAAAAAGUGUUCAGUAGGCGCACUGCGGAGGAAAGUUUCAGAUCUUUGGUUAAAACGCACGACAAGUACGGUUGGGUUACACCGAGUUUAUCUGAUGGCUGAUUAGCUCAAAUGACGGUAUUUAUAUAUUUACAUGACAUGUUUUUGUCGGAACAACUGUCGCUGUAUAAAAUUUCUAAAACGAAAUCUGAUUCUACCUAUAUCAUACAAUCUUUCUAUUAAAGUAACAAUACUAGUUACGGCUAGAAUAAGAAUCAAAUCUGGUUGGUUUGUCAUAGAAUUCAUAGAAACACAGUUGGUGUAGACCAUCGAUAACCUGAUGUUACUUAUUUUGAUUUAAUUGACGCCGUCUGUGUGGAGAAAUGUCUAUUACUAAUUUGACAUACGUCAAAAAAUUUUUAAUGUUUUUAAUAGCGCGAAAUUUAAAUAUUAUUUCACUGUAAUUCAGAACUAAUCAGAACUUAUAAAUUUUCAAAUUUAUAUUGUUUAUUGGAAUUUUAAGAUUAUCAUAUUUAGAAUUUCGAGGUAUAUCUACGAAGUAAGUUCCGUUUGGUUGCAUAAAAAACGUCUACAUGUGGAAAAACUAUUUAUUGAACAAUUUUUUUUAUGUCUUCUUGAGUGUUGGCAACCAAGGAAAGAUUUUAGACGUUGAAAAAAAUGAAAGUCGGUAGGAUAACCUGUAAGAGUUUUGUGCAUUGAUUGUUUUGCCUCGUGGUAAAAAAUUAAUUAGCAAAAUGUCUCUACAUUCCCGAAAAAUGGGGUAAAUGAGUUUUCGAUGUGUUAAAAUUCGCUUAGGCUUAACUUUCAUUGGAGACGAUGUCAUUGAUUGUCGUUUAGUAUCUGGGGUAUCGUAAGAUAACCAAAUUUCAUCCCUAUGACAAUCGAAGAAAGAAAAUCUUGUUUUUGUAAUGUAAGUAAGAAUCUUGAGGCCUAACGUAACUGAAAAUUUCAAAAUAUCAGUAAUUAAUGAUAAUUUGGAUAAUAACAAGUGACAGAAAAGAUGUUUCUAUUGUUUACUGCGGUUGUGACGUAGAAAGUAAGUAAAUACUGAAACGUGGUCGCCGCGUGUCGCCUCAAACGCCAUUCUGUUGUUCUGAGUGGAGGUAAUUGUUUGUUUCGUGCGAUUUGUGUUUAUGUAAGGGUUUCAAAGACUAUUCUAGUUGAAAUGAUAGCCGAGAAAGGAUUUAUCGACGUAAAAUAGAUACAUUGGCUGAAAUACGUGGAGUAAUAGCAGAUAAGUAAGUACUACUAAUUAGACUUUCUUAUAGUAACGUCAUUAUCAAAUUUGUUAGCUUGAACUUUAUUAAAAUAUAGUCAUAAAGAUGAUAGCUUUGAAGGUUAUGUUUUGAUUGAAGCUAUUGAUGUUAAAACAUUUGUAUCAUCUUUCAGUGCUGUUUACUUACUUUCUACGUCACAUUCAGUCAUGUGACAACAAAUACGUGUUGGCGCGUCAUUUAGAUAUUUAAAUUUAUUCAUUUCUAUUUUGUGAACUGAUAUACUGUGUGAUUAAGAACGAUAUACUAAACGUAGUUAAGGUAUAAAAAAGUAUGCAAGGACCUUAUUGUGUGAACCAGUUUAUCAGUAACCAAAGACAAACGUCCGCAUCUAAAAUAAAAACUUAACUUGUGUAAUUUGCAUAAACCGACUAUAAAAUAGAUGAUCUGUGGUUUAUAUCUUACUAUGUUUGAUACCAUAUACAAAAAAAACAACCUAAAAAUAUUAAAUAACUCCAUUUGAAUCCAAAAUACGUAAAAGCACAUAAAGAUUCUUUCUUUGAAUAUUCAUAAAUAAUCAAAAUUAUUACUUUGGCAGUUGUUCCGUAAUUUUAAGUGUAUUUUAAUGAUAUAUACAAUUUGUCUUGCAAUUUUUUAAACAUGUUAAAUCGUGUAUUAAACAAUGUGAGACACUCUGUAUAAAACAAUUUUAAUAUUAUCCAAAUAAAAUGAUUACGACUGUGAAAUGUAAUGUUUCUACUGAAAAAUUUUUAAAUUAAUUAUUAAUUGAAUUUUUAACACGUUUUUACUGGUUUUUGUUCCUUAUUGAAUUAAGAUAAGGUAAUUUCGAGUAUUAGAAUUGGUCAGUUUUCUGGUAAAAUAACAUUUCCAUUACCGUAGAAUUACUUCUUAAGCGUUUCGGCAAAGAUUCACAGGUAAAAACACCGUAGGUUCAAAACUAACUAUAGCGAUGUUACGAGAUGAAAUAUUUCGCUUUUUUUUGAGAAUUUCAUCGACUUAGGUAGAGGUUGGUCGACCAAGAUUCAAGUUUUCCGAACUAAACCGUUCAAUUAAGCAUAAAUUCUUAUGUUAUGCGCCUGCUAUGUCGGAUUCGAAAGCCUUUCCCAUACCAACUAAAAACCUCAUCUAUGGACUCUUUUUUUUCCUGCGGAACCGCCGUAAGGCACUAGAUACCUCGCAAGAAGGACUCAUGACAGCAUAGUUUCCAACAUACUUCGAAGCGUGACCGUUCCUAGAAGCGCUGUGCAUUUUCGUCCACUCCUGCAAAGGCUGCGUACUCCGGGGAAUCUUCAUGUCUCCACCUGUAAAGAUAUUCCCUGAAGCAUCCGUGUCCGAGAUCAUUUGGGUCUAAUAAUAAUUAACCUCUCCAUGGGUCUCCAGAUAUCUAACCGCGGUUAUAAGUUGGUGAGUCCAUCUUCCCUUGGUCGAGACGUCCCAUAAGAUUUGCCAGCGAUCAAUACUAUUUCUUCGCUCAUUUCUCCUGAGCUCUGUCGGGUUCAGUGUGGCCGAUCUUCUUUACCGAUAAAGGGAUCUUCUUUCUUCCUCUAACACUUCAAUGUGUGUGUGAAAGGAAAUGGUUUUGGAAGCAUAUUUUGGAAGUACAUCAGCCACAGAUUCUACCUGUAACCAGGAUCAAGCUUGAUCCCCCCUCUCUUUAUGUUCGUUGAAUAGAAUAUAGAAUAGAAAAUGUAGUUGAAUAGUAACUAAUCUAGAAUUUACAUUAAUUUACGAAUAUGAUCCCUCUUACAAUGCGUUCGUUCCUAUGAUGUCAACCGACGUAAAAAUUACUUGGGUACUUAGUUAAAGGAAUAGAGUUGGGAGAAAACUGAAAACUAUAACUAAAUGAAAAAAAAAAUUGGAAAGAUAUGACUCCCUACGCUAUUCAAAUUUGAAAAAAAAAUAUUUCACAGAUACGUAAUUGUUAUAUAUGGAUGACUGAUCUCAAUAACAAAUCCGUUCCGUGUAUGUGUCAAAAGUAGAUUUUAGAUAACAAUUUAAGGCUCAAAAAAACAUUGUAAAAAGAACUAAUUAUACUUAUUACUUACCCGAAUGGUUUUAAAAUGUAAACUCAAUUCUUAAUGUUUUGGUAAAUGAAAAACUCAAGCAUCGAAGAAGAAUAUUUUUAUUUAUCGUCGUUUAAUACAAUUCCAGUUUGGAUAUUCGACACAUUGUACAUUCAUGAUGAAUAUUUAGUAAAUACUAAUACUAAUUCAUUCUCAAUUUGACUCAAAUAAAUCUGGCAACAAUGAAAUCAGCUCACAAAACGCGGUAAAUGUAGACGCAGCAGUGAAUGUAAACACUCGUUCCGUGAUAUUCAUGACAGAUCUACUUUACAUUUUUUAGGUUAGGGAAAAAUGUGAGGCUCGGCUCCUAAAAGUAGUUUAGAAUAUUUGUUUGUUUUUUCGCUUCGUAAAAGUGUUUUUUUAUACCCGACAAUGCCUAUAUACUGUUUCACCUGUGAAAUAAUGUUCUCUGUCAGAUUGUCUUCUGACGUCACAAAUUACACGACAUUAUCUCACUUGAUAGUAAAAAAGUUUCUUCAGUGUGAACUUUACUUUAUACGGUGUAAUACCUUCUUAACUUUGGAAAAACGAACCAAAAAAAUUAAACAUUGAGAAAUAUCAACUUUACCAAGAUGAAAGUUUUCAUAAGAUGGCUACACGUUUGUUGUGAUUUGUGACUUCAUACAAUUAGAUUGUGUGGGGCUAAUGAAAGUAGAUCGUCUUCUUUUUUUGUAGAAGAGUCCUUGACUUCACGGCACGGAACGAGGGUCUAUAUUUACCGUUUCGUGUCAAAUCAGUACCUUCAAAUGAAAAUCUAACCCAGUCUUUUAGGACUUCAAAAUAUAUCGAUUAUUUCAAAUUCCAAUAAAAAUGUAUUUCAGUGAAAAAAGUAUAUUCUAAUUACUAGAAAUCACUAAUGUUGUAAACAUACUGUACGAGGUGUGGUUAUUAAAUAACUAGACUGGUGAUAUAAAAGAUUUUAUCUCAAUAUUAUGUAUAUUUAUUUAUUAUCACUUUCAACAUAUGUCCAUCACGCAGAUUUACUUUACUUAACCUUUUCUAAUAAGUUUUAGUCAUUUUCAAUCACAUUCAAAAUGUCAACACAAACAUCUUCGCACACAAUUUUCAUGUAACACAUUUUUUGUCAAUUUCUAUAGAUUCAACAAUCGCAGGCAAACUUAACCCGCAGUCAGAUCGAACAAGAUUGUCUUCAACGUAUUCUCGGCCAUCUUGAAAACCACUCAAAAGCCCAUCGACGCGACAAACAUUCAUUGUUAUAUACUUGUUUCAAUAAAUUGUAAUUUUUUUCAAGUUUCAUGAGAAAUUUCACAACAAUCCGUUGAUUUUUUUUAACAAAACAAAAAAAACGACGAUUACGACUACGCUGGUUUAUAUACAAACACGCUAGAGAUCGCAUUCAAGAGUAUGCUUCAAGGUAAACAGCUGACGGUCGUUAAUCUUUAACGCAUGCGUAGUUUUUCUGUAACAGCGCUAGUCUCGUUAUUUAAUAGUCACACGUUGUGUAUACACCGCAUUAGUAGUGUAUUUUCAUUAUUAUAAAAAUGUGUCUAAUAAUUUGGUAUUUGCUGGAAAAAAAUCAAGUCUAGAUGUUUAUAAUUUUUAAUCAAAUGUUUAAUACUGUGUAUUUCAAAUGUUAUCUUCAUUGUAAUGUUCAAUUUUUAAAAAUUGCUCAGUAUAUAUUUUAUAUAUAAAUCUUUAGAUAGUUGUUUAGCUUUUCAGCUUUUAUAUAAGGUAGUUCGGAGUUAUGUUCAUUAAUUUCUAGAGCUGACAGUACCGGGUGGGCAAUGGAUUAUAUUCAGUUUCAAGAAAAAGAAAAUUGUAACAAAAAUGGUCCGAAAAACACUUGAAAAUAUUUCAAAAUUCACCCAAUUUAGUAGAAUUUUGAAAACAAUAAUCGAAUUCUUCAACAAAUCCUGCGCAUUUUUCACUUCGCAAGGUUCCGUCUAUUUCUUCAAAUAUGAGGUGGGGGAGAGUGGGAACCUUGUUAUGAAAAAAGUGCCUGUUAUAUAUUAUAAAUUGCUCUAUUCAGCCGAUUUUGAUAAACUUGAUGUUGCUUAAAUGCUAGAGGGCGUGGUUUUUUAUGUUUUAUAUAUAUUUUGAUUUGAAAUUUGAAACAUAAAAGUUUGAGUAUGUCUUUUGAAAGUAAACUAAAUUAACAUUAAGACAGGCAAACGUAAAGCUUAUAUUACUAACAAUGGGAAUAAAUAAUUAAAUGAACCAUCUAACAAAUCUAACAAUUCUCGUGGGAUCCAGGAAAUGCAACAUCAGGGUCGUUGAUCGUAAAUAUAUAGUGGGGAAUUCUAAACGGCCAUUUUUUUCGAAUGACAUAGUUUUAAUGGGCAAAAAUACAUUCGCAGAAACGAAUUGCCACUUCUUUUAGAAGACAUACCCUUUGUCAUUCGUCGUGACAUGUUCUUACGACAUGAUGGUUGCUAUGUUUGCCAUUUUUUAGACCAAACGUACCCUAUUGGGCCACCCAGAUCUCCAGAACUAACUUCUUGUUUGUUGGGGCGAAUAAAAGCUCUCGUUUACACCAAUAGAUCCACGACAAGAGUUGAUCUGUCUUAUCCACUCAUCAGCGUCUGAUUUCAUAUAGAGAAAAUGAUGGAUAAUAAUUUGAACACCUAGGGAGCCACUAUUUACGUAGCUAGUUAUCUAAGUUGAUAACUGUUAGCUCAGUUACAUGGUUUAUUUAAUGACCUAACCUAACUUAACCAAUGUUAGAACUUUCCAUCCAGAAUAAAUUUCUAAUUUCCGUUUGAGCGAACCAGCCCAGUAGACGUUUGAAGAAAAGUUUAUAAAAAUCGAGCUUACAGGCAUUUUUUCAUAAUAAGGUUCUCACUCUCUCCCACUUCAUAUUUGAAAAGAUAUACUAAAGCUUGCUGAAUAAAAAAUGCACAGAAAUUAUAGAGGAAGUUGAUUAUUGUUCAUAAAUUACUACUUAAUUGGGUAAAUUUUGAAAAAUUUAGCUUUUUUAAUUUCAUAUCUGCAGAUACGACCUCUAAUAGUGGACCUAACAUUCUGAAAAUAAUUUCCACGUGUUUUUAGUGCACAUGAACUAAAUUAUUCAAAGUUUUCGGGUCAAAAAUCGCUGCAGCCACCACAGUAACAUUUCCUCUCGAUUCAUUCUAACCAAACCAAAUACCAGAUGUAAUUAGGAAAAAAUGUAUGUGGAUGUAUCAACUUUUUCACUCAGUUUAGUCAAGAUUAAGACUCAAAAUAUGAUAUCCAUAAUUAAAACGAUUUGGAUACACAAGUUUCACCUCUUUAAAUACUUUUAAACAAAGUCUACAUUACGCAGUACCCGUAUUUAUAGAGGUACUUUCAGUUCUAGAAAUUAGUGUAUAUUAUUGUAUUUGUAGGGCAGUUGAAACAUUUUUUAUACUUUAAAAAUGAUUAGUUCAAACCUGUGUUUCAUAAAAUAUUGCAGGAGCAAGUCAAAAUAAUCAAAAACUCGAGCAUACCCCACAGUUUUAACUGCCCAACUUAGUCCAUUUGCAGUAUUAUACUUUUCUAUGCAAUUAAAGAUAUUUUACUGUUUGUUAUUUCAUUUAUAAGUUUAAUUGUUAUAUAAAUUUUGUCUUCCGACGACAUAAAUAUAUUUUGUAAAUCAUAAUUUUGUUAGUAUUUUUCAGAAAAAAACGUGAAAAUUUGUUAAUAUAUUGAUGUCAUCAAUGUUAUGAAUAAAUGUUUUUACUAA
Messenger RNA from Diorhabda sublineata, 7953 nucleotides. RefSeq names its product ubiquitin-conjugating enzyme E2Q-like protein CG4502. Lineage: Eukaryota; Metazoa; Arthropoda; Insecta; Coleoptera; Chrysomelidae. The transcript is spliced from 2 exons. The record is from RefSeq and is a predicted model, not a curated record. The coding region runs from base 362 to 1096 and encodes 244 amino acids.